Messenger RNA from Seminavis robusta, 1125 nucleotides. The record is from the annotation of a GenBank genome assembly. NCBI's taxonomy places the organism in Eukaryota, Bacillariophyta, Bacillariophyceae, Naviculales, Naviculaceae.
AUGCAGGCAUUCAAGAGGAGACGGGAAGACCCAGCUUCCUCGGGGGUCUAUCUAAAGCUGUUGCUUGUGAUCUUGUCAACCGUUUUUCUUGAGAGACAAAUCGGAUUGGCAUCACAGGCUACCCAACGGGGCCUUUCAGCAAAGCAAACCCUCGAUUCUCCUUCGAUUUCAUCCCUUCCAUUGGAUAAGGGCAGAAGAGGAAAACUGAUCAAUCGCCACGACUAUGUUGCAGAAAAUCAACCUAAAGAUCAACAAGAUCCAAGUUUGAUAUUCCGAGAGCCAUACCGGUACGUUCGACCGCCACGACCGUCCAUCAGCCAAGGCGAACGUUUUGCAAACUACAAAUCGAGAUAUCAUUACACACCACCCAGUAAAAGACAGUCAGGGCAACUAGCACCCGAGUGUGGAAAUGGGCCCCACUUUUCAAACUUUUUCAAACUUCCAUACACUCUGCGAAGUCAUUUGCACGAGGACUGGACGAUUCAUCGAGUCUUUUUCCAGAACAAGAUGCCUGACAAUGGAACUUAUGUGGAGCUAGGCGCGUUCGAUGGUUCCACAGACAGCAACACAAGGUUUUUUGACAGGUGUCUUGGCUGGAAGGGACUUCUCAUAGAGGGAAACCUAGCAUCAUUUGACAAAAUGAAAGAGGCGCGUCCGAGCGCCCACAAAAUGAGCUUUGCACCCACUUGCUCGGCAGAGUAUGAAAUGGUGAACAAAUCGGUUGAAUUCUACAAAUACCCCCUGACGAAUUCUGGGCAAAAAGGCAAAGCCAUUAUUACGUAUGAGGGAAAGCCUACAGUCCCGGUACCAUGUGGUCCGCUGGGUCCAGUGUUGGAAGAUAUGUUUCCGGGCGGACAACGCAUUAACUUCUUUUCGUUGGACGUGGAAGGAUCCGAAGCCCUGGUUUUGAGAACCAUUGACUUUGAACGAGUUCACAUUGACGUGUUGAUGGUGGAAGUUGAGAAUGCCCAUUGCCUCGACGACAACUGUGCCGUGCGGCAAGAGGUUCGCUCCAUUAUGGAACAAGUUGGCUACAAACGAUACGAACGCAUAGUGCGGGCUUCUGAUGUUUACGUGCGACGUGGAUCUGAGUUUGAGCUGACUAACAAAACCUCUGCUUCAUAG